GAGCUCUCUUGCAUUCACUCACUCACUCACUCACAGCAGCCUGAAGCCGCUCCGGCGAAGCAGUGCGCACCUAACAACUCAUCCUCACCGAGUUGGAGGGCCACACUUGGAGCAGAGAAACACUCGACAUCCACCGGAGAAACAAAGAGACAAGAUGUCGACCUACGUGUCCUCUGAAUGCCGCCGGGUCAGCCCUUCUGUCCACGGCAACAAGUUUGACACGGCGCACCGCAAGAAGGCCGUGGCCAACAUCUUCGAGAAUGUCAAUCAGGACUCCCUGAUGAGACUCUUCCAGAAAACCGGCGACAUGAAGGCGGAGGAGAGAGUGAGGAGCAUCUUCUCCUACACCCAGGACCCGGAGGAGACGGCCCGGGCCCUGAUGGCUCUGAAGCAGCGAAAGAAGGACAAGUUCCUCCAGAUCGCCGGCAUGGUCCGACAGCUGCUCAAACUGCGUUGACUGUCUCUCUCUGUCGGCUCUUGUAUGAGCCGAAUGUGAAAACACUCCCGUUGUGAUUGGGCUGCCGCCGCCGCCGCAGGUACGGCUCACCUGUCGCCUGGAAAUGUGCGGAGGUGAAUGUGCAGCCGGCCGCCUGGAGGGCAAACAUGCAGCAGCUGUCACCUCAUGGACGGAGGUGACAGUGGAGAGUCCCGCCAUGAGCGGAUGGAGCAAGAAGAACAGAGUGGGAAUAUGAAGGGCAUACACGUCUUCCCUGAGACUUGAAUUCAUGAAUGCAUUCCUGUGGAUGCGUGACUGUGAAGCAGCACCUUGUACAAGUGCACACCACCGCGUUGAUGCUGGUGUAAAGCUGCAAAAUGAGACUUUCUAGUGCCGAAGAACCUACAUAAAUGCCUGUCCUGAACACAUGCCUUGUCUUUCAGCUUAACUGUGUAACAUGAACACUGUCAUUAGUGGCCACUAAUGUGUUUUGUCACUAACAUGUUAUAACAUGAUGAUUUGCAUUUAUGAUAUGUUCCUUUGUUUGUCAUUUUUAAAAUAAAUUAUUGCAUUGUAUACUAAAGAUGAA
Molecule: messenger RNA, 1025 nt
Organism: Thunnus maccoyii (southern bluefin tuna)
Lineage: Eukaryota; Metazoa; Chordata; Actinopteri; Scombriformes; Scombridae
Gene: tcima
Product: transcriptional and immune response regulator a
Exons: 1
Coding region: 155-457 (100 amino acids)
Biological process (GO): endothelial cell activation involved in immune response; negative regulation of Notch signaling pathway
Cellular component (GO): cytosol; nucleus
Molecular function (GO): Notch binding
Source: RefSeq, a predicted model, not a curated record